Elgaria multicarinata webbii is the source of this 1100-nucleotide messenger RNA. RefSeq names its product OTU deubiquitinase, ubiquitin aldehyde binding 1 (gene OTUB1). The coding region runs from base 11 to 823 and encodes 270 amino acids. The record is from RefSeq and is a predicted model, not a curated record. The transcript is spliced from 7 exons. Lineage: Eukaryota; Metazoa; Chordata; Lepidosauria; Squamata; Anguidae. Gene Ontology annotation, molecular function: ubiquitin binding; cysteine-type deubiquitinase activity. Gene Ontology annotation, cellular component: nucleus. Gene Ontology annotation, biological process: protein K48-linked deubiquitination; negative regulation of double-strand break repair.
AAGCGCGAAGAUGGCGGCGGAGGAGCCUCAGCAGCAGCCGGAGCUCCUCGGCGGGGACACGGAUGGAGUGAAUUGCCUGGCCUACGAUGAAGCCAUAAUGGCCCAGCAGGAUCGCAUUCAGCAGGAGAUCGCCGUUCAGAAUCCGUUAGUCUCCGAAAGGAUGGAAUUGUCGGUCCUGUACAAGGAAUACGCUGACGACGACCACGUCUACCAGCAGAAGAUCAAGGAUCUGCUGCAGAAGUAUUCGUACAUCCGGAAGACGAGGCCGGAUGGCAACUGUUUCUAUCGGGCGUUUGGGUUUUCCCACCUUGAAGCUCUGCUGGAGGACGGCAAGGAGCUGCAGCGCUUCAAAGAAGUAGCUUCCAAGAGCAAGGAGGUGUUGGUGUCGCAGGGCUUCACGGAAUUCACCAUCGAGGACUUCCACAACACGUUCAUGGACCUGAUAGAGCAAGUGGAGAAGCAGGUCACGGUUCCGGAGCUGCUGUCCUCCUUCAACGACCAGAGCACCUCAGAUUACCUCGUGGUGUACCUGCGGCUGCUCACCUCGGGCUACCUGCAGCGCGAGAACAAGUUUUUCGAGCACUUCAUCGAGGGAGGACGCAGCAUAAAAGAGUUCUGCCAGCAGGAGGUGGAGCCCAUGUGCAAAGAAAGCGACCACAUCCACAUCAUCGCUCUGGCACAAGCCCUGAACGUCUCCAUCCAGGUGGAGUACAUGGACCGGGGCGAAGGCGGCACCACCAACCCUCACAUCUUCCCCGAGGGCUCGGACCCCAAAGUUUACCUACUGUACAGACCGGGACACUACGACAUCCUGUAUAAAUAGGGGGCAGGAGGAGGAGGAGGAGGGAACGCCUGGCCGGUGAGCCCGGCCCCGCUCUCCUCUCCCCCCUCCCUCCCUCCUCCCCCCCCGCGUCCUCCGUCUCGCCCACGUUUAUCCGCCCACCCGCCGGGCAGCGUCGUCUGUGGUUGUACAUGGUGAUCACUCCUUGCUGCCAUCUUGCUCACAUGGUUUGUUGUUAUUAUAUAUAUAUUUUUUCUCUCUCUUUUCGUUGUUACGCUCACACUAUUCUGUGUUUUAUUAAAAGGGGAUACCGGUGAAA